UUGGCACCCGACAAGUGUAGGAGGCAAUGCAAACAUUUUUGUACAUUGUCACGAAAUAAAAUAUUGUUGUGUUAAAAUUUUGUUAGAAAAUAAAAAUCCGAUAUGAGUGCCGAUUGGGAAGAGAUUAAACGUUUGGCCGCAGAUUUCCAGAAGGCGCAAUUGACAUCGACUCUGCAACGCCUUAGCGAACGUAAUUGCAUUGAACUCGUUACAUUGUUGCUGGAAAAAAAUUUGCUUGAAGCUUUCUUCACCAACGAUGGCAAGGAAUAUAUUACACCAGAUCAAUUGGAACGUGAAAUACAGGAUGAACUGUAUGUGAACGGCGGACGUAUUAAUUUGGUGGAAGUCAGCAAGGCACUCAAUGUGGAUUUAUCGCGAAUCGAGACAAUAGCUGCGCGGAUUGCAGAAACUGAUCCAGAGAUACACUUCAUGUUGGGUCAGCUGAUUAGUGAGCAGUACAUCACACAAAUCGCAGAAGAGAUCAACGAGCGUCUAUCGCAAAAGGGUGAAAUAACAGUAUCUGACCUGGCACAACAAUUUGACUUGCCCUCUGAUUUUCUGCAACAUGAUGUUAUGGAGAAGCAUUUGGGCAAGAUCAUACGCGGUCGACAGGAUGCUUCCAACCCGCGCGUAUUUUUCACUCAAGCGUAUACACAGCGUUGCAAGGCUAAAAUUCGUGGCGCUCUAAAAGCGAUAACGCGUCCAACUAAUGUUGCAACCAUACUGCAGCAAAUUAAUGUGCAAGAAAAAAUAUUUCAUUCUUUGUUUGACGAGAUUGCUCCUGCCGGUCAUGUGUCUUCCAAGCAGCAAAAUGCACAAUACAUUCCUCUCAUCUACACAAAGAUGCAAGCCGACUGGGUGAAUUCGUUUUAUAAACAAAAUGGCUUUUUGGAAUAUGAGGGUGUUAGCAAAUUAGGUGUUUCGGAUCCGAAACAAUUUAUACGCAAGCAGUUUCCCAAUGAAGAAAUCAUCUACCUGAAGCGGUGUGCCAUCGGCUCGAAAAUAAUUGAUCUCACCGUUCUCAGCUCUUUAAAUGAAUGCAGCGCAACAAAAAGUUAUGUGGACCUGGCUACUAUACUGCCUUCUAAUAUGUCAGAAGAAGACAUGGAAGAAGUGUUUGACACGAUAAUGUCACGAAAAGGUUCAACACCUGGUAACUUUGUCUUCCUCCAAGGCAUUGUAUUUUCACAGCAAUAUCUAAAUAAUCUCAUUCAGCCCUGUCACGAAAUGGCAAAUGCAAAUGCAAAAACUGCCGUUGAGAGUGGGGUAUACCAGCAAUACUUAGCCGAGAAACAGCUUUCAGGUAAAUCGAGUGCUGCUCACGACUUUGACGAUGAUUCUAAGGCGGACAAGCGGGAAGAGCGCCGCAAGAAAGCUGCCAUUGGAAAGGCUGGUGGAGGCAGCCAAGGGCGCGAAACUAAAACCAAAUCGACGAAAAAGCAUCAGCGAAGUGGGCGUGGAGGCGGUUAUACCGUCGAUAGCGAUGAAGAGCAAGAAGGGCGUGCCGGCACAGGCAAAAAAGCUAACAAGUCCCUAGAGAUGGUAAAAAUUGAGGAAAUUGUUAAGAUAAUCAAUAAGGCUUUGGAAGAGGAAGGAUUGGAAUACCUGUCCGAUACUAUUGCAGGAUCGUAUUAUAGUCAAUUAAAUCAGGUGGCACUUGCGAAAGCGCAAGAAUUGUUCGAGGCAACACCGCAAACCAAUCGACGUCAGACGCAUGCUGCCGUACAGGAGCGCAUCAAUACGUUACUCGUUGAUGUGCGUUUAUACGAAAAGGGGUUAAAGCUAUUGCCCGCCGAUUCGCAAGCUCAAUUGUGCAAAUAUCUACUCAAAGCACUUGGUAAUGACAUUUGCAAUGAAUUGACCAGUUACAUUGCCAGUGAAUCCAAUUUAACUACGAAAACGACCAACCUUAAUGUUGAUCAACGCACUAAGAUCGCACAGGAGUGUGAUCCUGAAUAUAAAAUUGUCUUGUUGGAGCUCAAUAAAGCGGUCAAUAAAACAAUAGAGGAAUUCGUUGCAGCCAUCGAAGGUGUUUUGAAAGCAUGCAGCAUGAUCAUCAAGAAAGUGGAUAAGAAGAAAGAUCGUCAACUCAUUGUCCAACACAAAGAAAAACUAAUGCAGCAGCUACAAGAGACCACAGAGCCCGCUUUGGUGCUACAUUUAGUUUCUUUAAUACUUUUUACAACGGUGACUGGUUGUAUACUGCAUGCUUCCGGUAAAUUUGUAGCACAAAUACUCGCCUUCAUACGCCCCAGUCUGAGUAACGAACAAAAUGAACAACUUAUGCAAUAUCAUGAUUUUGUGUUGAAAUUGUUGCAAGCUAAAGAAGAUAGCGAAGAGGCAAAAAUUUUAAACGAACAAUUGCAAAAUCUGCAAAGUGCCAUAAAGGAGCUGGCGGCGUCUUAUGAAAAGCCGGGCACUUCAAAAACUGAAUAGAUUGAUUUAAUGUAAAACAAGAGUAGCUCGUCAGUGAUAUGCCUUUUACCUAAAGCGAAACACAUUUACAUCCAAUGCUUGAAGUUUACUUUUUUAAUUUUGCAAUAAACUUAUUUACAGAUUUAUAGCGUAUAAUGACUAA
Molecule: messenger RNA, 2578 nt
Organism: Anastrepha obliqua
Lineage: Eukaryota; Metazoa; Arthropoda; Insecta; Diptera; Tephritidae
Gene: Ufl1
Product: E3 UFM1-protein ligase 1 homolog
Exons: 9
Coding region: 103-2436 (777 amino acids)
Biological process (GO): regulation of proteasomal ubiquitin-dependent protein catabolic process; response to endoplasmic reticulum stress; protein K69-linked ufmylation
Cellular component (GO): endoplasmic reticulum membrane
Molecular function (GO): UFM1 ligase activity
Source: RefSeq, a predicted model, not a curated record